AUGUAUAACGUGUUAGUGGAUACUAGAAGGUGGUUUUAUAUACGGUCGGCUCGAGGUGGACUACAUUUAGUGGCCGAUGGGCAUAUUUUCUACGAGGACGGCGGAUCCCAUCCUAGACGCGUCACGUGGCGAUGUGCAAGGUCCUACCAGAAGGCUGAGAGGUGUCAGGUAGCGUUGUGCUUAAGGGAUGGUAGGCUGGUUUAUUUUAGGGGGUCCCACAAUCAUCCAGCCACCUAUAAUCCCCUUAAACACGAGUCUAGGAAGUUCGAAGUUGACCCCAUGGGGAAAUAUAAGAUUGUCGAGAGUUGCGCCCCCCGAACGUUGGUCGCAACGCCCCCGGUACCUAUUCCUAGCGCGCCCCACGCGGCUCUGUUCCUAUAG
Messenger RNA from Leptosia nina, 381 nucleotides. Lineage: Eukaryota; Metazoa; Arthropoda; Insecta; Lepidoptera; Pieridae. The record is from the annotation of a GenBank genome assembly.